GGACGAGUGAAGCUGUGAAAUUCUUCUGUGAGCUUGCAUUAUGGAAAAUAGCUCUCAAUCCAGCAGUCAGCAAGCUUUAUGGAAAGAUGUGGAGGUGGGAAAAGAGAAGAAGACCAGGUACCAGACCUACCAGCGAGGAGCCUUCAUUCUGGGUCUGGUGUUUCUGAUGCUGACGCUGGGCAUCUUCAGCCUCAGACACUUCUGGAGUCCAAGUCUGGGGAGGGUCUACGAUCAACAUUACAUGGCUGUGGUGGAUGGCACAGAGACCGACAGCAUCAUGGAGAUUGAUCCCAUUCGCCGCCUUGAGAUGUUCAGGAUGGGGAACGGUAGUGAUGAGGUGCUCGAGGUCCACGACUUCAGACACGGAAUCACAGGGAUCCGGUUUGCCAAACAUCAGAUGUGCUACAUCAAGAGCCAGACCAAGGAGCUUCCCAAAGUGACAGAGUUGGUGACCGCCAACACAGAUACACUGGUGGGCAUGGACAUGCAGGUUGUGGAUGACUCCCAGGUGUGGGUGCCUGCAGAGGAGCCCAUCGCUAACCGAGCCUUCCUUCUCAACACCAAGAUCUGGGAGAUAUGCCAGGAGCUGCCUAUCCACUGGAUCCAUCCCUCCCCCAUGAGAGAUGCUGAGUUCCACGAGGUGGAGCAUGAGGAGGAUAUUCCUGAUGUUGAGGUCGGAGGUCACCGCGUCACACGUGAUGUCUUAGACCAGGUCCCCGUCAACGACUACAGAGACGUUGAAAUUGAGCUGGAUAACCGUCUAGACGACCAUGGGUACUGCUGCCAGUACUGUCGUCGUGGUUACCGCUACUGCCAACGCUACUAUGAGCCGCUCGGGGGUUUCAACCCCUACCCGUACUACUACCAGGGAGGACGUGUCAUCUGCCAGAUUGUCAUGCCCUGCAAUUGGUGGAUUGCCCGAAUGCUUGGGAGAGUCUGAUUGGACGGUAGAAUUAAUUUCAACUGUGCUUCAGGUCAGGUUUGUUUUAGGCUGGAUUUAUUCUUCUUUAAGCUUGUGGCUCUAUUCAAUCCAUAUAGCAGAAUUUCUGAGUUAGGGUUAUUAAAAUUACAUUAAAUACAAUGUUCCCGCGUUAGAGGAGGUUGCAGUCACUUCAAACUUGCAUGUCUGCUCAAACGGAAAUACGUUCUUAUCGCAAAACCUGGAACCGCUUCAGUAAGAGACUCAAAAGAUGGCCAGCUUUGUGACUUACCUAUGUACGACACAGAGACUUUAGCAAGUGUCAUCAUUUUUGAUAACUCUUAGCAGCAGUGAGGUUUCGCCAAGGAGAUCACUUGUGGAGUUUAAACCCAGCCUAGGCUUGCCUGAGGCACAAAAGUUUUAAUGUUUUAGACCAUUCUCUUGGUCCUAAAGUGCAAGUAGAUAGUAGCCUUUGUGAUAGUAAAAGAGUUCUAGUAGGGUUACAUAAUUAUUAUCCAAAAUAUAAUCAAAUUGAUUGUCUGGUGUCUAUAUAGCGUUUAGGAGCAACUUAAUAUCGAUAAAAGGCAUUUGAUCUCCAAAUCUGUCCAACUGUGAAUGUUAACCUCGCAGUUUUAUCGUGUUUAUGUAGCCUAUACAUGUCAUCUAUGCGCUGAAGCGCAAUUUGGCUUUCAAAAUGUUUUACAUCAAUAUUUUAGAAGGGAUUGUAACAGUAGCUGAAGGACUACUUUUGGAGAUUUCUCUUGGUGCUGCAUUUCUUAAUGUUUUGGACUCUUUCUUGCUGUGUGGUGCAGGACUGAGUUCAAACAAUAUUUAAUUUUUUACAUUAUUGUUUUUGAUUUCAGUUUUUUUCUGUAGAAAAUGACAACCAACAAUUAAUGUAUAUAAACGUGGGUUGCUCCCUGUCAACAGCUUACAAUAACGUAAUGCCCCCUUUUUGGUGAAGUAUCUAUUUUUUGCUGUUGUUUUCCACUGUUAGCAUGUUUCCCUUGAAAUGAUGUUCAUUGUAUUUGAUGAGGAGCUAUACAUACAGCACAGUACCUUGUUUUUCAAUUAUCAAGAUGACUCAACAAUGUAUAAUGAAAGAAUGGCUAUAAAUAUAAUUCUUAUUAGGCACCUUCCUUCAAUGUACCUUUUAGCAUUUUAUUCUAUAUUUCUUUGACUAUAUGAGAUGCAUGCCUGUGUUAGUGCCACACUUACUGCACAGUAAUCAGUCCAUUCUCCUGUUGUUCCUUUGCUCUCAGUAGGUAUGCCCUGAAGAGUCAAUCUACCAGAAUAGUUAGGCCAACAACAGGAAAGAUGUGAUGUCCUGACAUGCAUAAGUGAUCAACAAUUACAUGCAAUUAAAAUGAAUCUUGAAACUAAAUUGCUUCUAAUGU
This is a messenger RNA of Esox lucius (northern pike), 2316 nucleotides long. RefSeq names its product tenomodulin (gene tnmd). Bases 41 to 940 code for a protein of 299 amino acids. The transcript is spliced from 7 exons. The record is from RefSeq and is a predicted model, not a curated record. Gene Ontology annotation, biological process: negative regulation of angiogenesis; negative regulation of endothelial cell proliferation. Lineage: Eukaryota; Metazoa; Chordata; Actinopteri; Esociformes; Esocidae.